Podarcis raffonei (Aeolian wall lizard) is the source of this 4397-nucleotide messenger RNA. RefSeq names its product family with sequence similarity 172 member A (gene ARB2A). Gene Ontology annotation, molecular function: siRNA binding. The coding region runs from base 399 to 1628 and encodes 409 amino acids. Lineage: Eukaryota; Metazoa; Chordata; Lepidosauria; Squamata; Lacertidae. The record is from RefSeq and is a predicted model, not a curated record. The transcript has 12 exons. Gene Ontology annotation, biological process: regulatory ncRNA-mediated heterochromatin formation. Gene Ontology annotation, cellular component: nucleus.
CCCGCCUUCCUUUUGUCCCUUAGUUCGAUUGCGCGCGGGUUGUGUGUGACGUCACCCCGGGCCCGGAAGUGGAACUCUAGAAAUUCGCCUCUCGUCUGUGGAGCUGAGGGGAAAGGAAAGGGCGGGAAAAAGGGGGAAGGCAAAGCAAGCAAGCGAGGGCGGGACAACCCUCCCUCCCCCCCAUUACAAAACAGUGAGGCGAGAAGCGGCGGCGCGUCUCCCGCUCAUCCUCCCAAGAUUGAUGCAUGUUCCCUCCAUUAUUUUAAUCUGGCUGAGAAUUUGGAUAAGCAUGGCACAGCUUCAACAGGGAGGUCCUGAUGAAAAAGAGAAGACUACAGCAUUAAAGGGUACAAAUUAAUUUGGAACUUCUCCAUAGGCACUCCGUAGACUUUGCUCUGAUGAACUAUAAUUGUGUGAUUAGUGAAACAGAUUUGUUGUCUAGAAUAGACUUGGAUGAACUGAUGAAAAAAGAUGAGCCACCUCUUGAGUUUCCUGAUACACUUGAAGGAUUUGAAUAUGCUUUUAAUGAAAAGGGACAGUUAAGACAUAUAAAAACGGGAGAGCCAUUUGUUUUUAACUACCGUGAAGAUUUGCACAGAUGGAACCAAAAGCGCUAUGAAGCUCUUGGAGAGAUCAUCACCAAAUAUGUAUAUGAACUACUGGAAGAAGAAUGCCAUUUGAAAAAAGUAUACAUACCGGUGGAUGCCAUGGAAGGUGAACCCCGGAGUUUUAUCUUUAUGAGUGAGGAUGCAAUGACAAAUCCAGACAAACUGAUGGUUUUAAUUCACGGUAGCGGUGUUGUUCGAGCAGGACAGUGGGCAAGAAGGCUUAUUAUAAAUGAAGAUCUGGACAGUGGCACUCAGAUUCCAUACAUUAAAAGAGCUAUUGAGGAAGGCUAUGGAGUAAUAGUACUGAAUCCGAAUGAGAACUAUAUUGAGAUUGAAAAGACAAAAGCCCAAGUACAGCUGUCUCCUGAUAGCUCAGAUGAACCUGCAGAAAAGAGAGAGAGAAAAGAUAAAAUCCAAAAAGAUACAAAGAAGCGACGGGACUUCUAUGAGAAAUAUCGGAAUCCACAAAAAGAAAAGGAAACAGUGCAAUUGUAUAUUAGAGUAACCACGGAGCGCAACCCGAAAAGGCUUAACCUGAAGCGACUUCAACCCGAGGAAAAUGGCUCUCCUGAAGAACAUGCAAUUUACAUAUGGGACCACUUUAUCUCCCAAUCAGCAGCUGAAAAUGUUUUUUUUGUGGCUCACAGUUAUGGUGGACUUGCAUUUGUGGAAUUGAUGAUUCAACGAGAGGCAGAAGUAAAGAAUAAAGUUACUGCUGUGGCAUUGACGGACUCAGUUCACAACGUGUGGCAUCAAGAAGCUGGCAAAACUAUUCGAGAGUGGAUGCGAGAGAACUGCUGUAAUUGGGUGUCAAGUUCAGAUCCUCUAGAUACAUCAGUAGAGUCCAUGUUACCUGACUGUCCACGUGUCUCUGCAGGCACGGAGCGGCACGAGCUGACCUCGUGGAAGAGCUACGCGUCGAUCUUCCGCUUCUUCGGCGACGCCAUGGAGGCGAAGAGCAGCUCGGGCAAAGCGGCUCCGACGCGCCGCUCGCAGCGGAUCCGCUACGAGGAGCUGUAACCGGGCGGGAGGCGGGUGGGCGGGAGCCGGCGCCUGCUUGCCUGCCUGCCUUCCCGCCUGCGCGUCUGGGCGGCGGCGCUCGGCAGUCCCAGCCCCUCAUUAGAUUGUUUUCUUCCUAGAGCACAGGGUCGCCGUGUCUACAUCUAAGUAGCGUUUUGCAUUAUUUCUAGAUGAGUGCAACUGUCAAAGCAAUAUGGGUUCACUGGUUGUGCUUCCUGUGGGCUGCGGCGGGGAUUUCGGGCUGCCCAUCAGUGCGCAGAUUAAGGCUGACAGCAGCACCGCACCGCGCAGCCUGGUGCAGCUCUAAUUGCCCUGACAGAGCCCGGCACCGAGCUGAUGGCGGGCGGACGCGGCGCCUCCCGGGUCCUAGCGCCCGGCUCUCCCUCGCCCCUCCCCGCCGUCGGAGCUCGCAUUUAGUUCUCCUUGAUUUUAAUGGUGGACUUCAACUCUCGCUAACCAUGGUCCCGCCCACGCGUUAGGCUCUUUAAUGAUUUUCCGCAAACGCUUUGGACGGGGUUUUAAAAAAUAAUAAUAAAAUGUUUCCGUGCUUUUUAAAUUCAGGGGCCCUAAUAAACUGUAUUGACACAAUGGUAGCGAUCCUAAGCCCUGCACGUCUAUGAGACUUACGUGUCGCGUCAGUGUGUUUAGGAUGCGCGUGUAACUACAGCAAUGGCUCUUUUACUCUUUCUACUUUAGGCUGCGGAGAGGCUGUGCCACCCAAACUGAAACCAUACAUUUAAUCAGUGGGUGCUUUGUUUGGUGUUUAUUAAUGAGGAAGACUUGAGCGACUUCAGCAAAUCUGAACAUGGAAAGAGGACUUAAUUUUACUUCCAAAUGCGCCAAAACUACCGAGCGCUCUUUGCUUAUGUGGUUCCUAGGGAGUUUGCUGAGUCAUUUAAAAAACCCCUAAAAGGAUGUUUUAGCGACAAAUGUAGUAUAGAGCAAAUAAUACCAGUAUUUAAAAUGUUGCUUCUAAUACUUGGUUGAAACGUUUAUUUUUUAUUCUAACAGAAUUUCUAUUUUGUGACAAAUCAGAUAGCGAAGAACUUUUUUAAAGAUCCUGGACGCUCCCAGGACGCCGCCUCUCCGCCCUGGGCCUCCCGGUGCGAGGCCGGGGCAGCAGAGUUUUCCAUUCCUUCUGAAACAGGGUCCGCCUUUGCCGGGAGGGGCGAUUUCCCCCCUCCCUGCCGAAAGAUCUUUUUUCUCACUCAAUCUGUUGAACUCCUGAAGCCAGUUUCGAUUUACCUUCACCGUCUGGUGACACUGUGAAAUAUUAAUAGCAAAAAAGAAAGAAAGAAAAGAAGCAUGUAUUACUGACGUUGCUAAUCACUUUUGUUAUAAGCAAGAGGACGUCGUUUUUACAUUCCUUAAAUUCCUCAUAGCUUUCAAUGAGUCCUGACUCUUUAUAAUUCCACGCAGACCUAAAAGUCCAUCUGUUGUCACCGAGUGUUUCCAGUUACCAUGAUGCUCAGUAGGGUCUGCCUUCCACCCAACGCCGCAAAUUCACGGGCUUAUAAGCCCCAGACUCCUUGCCAGUGUGGCUAAAAGGAGUGGGGUCCCUAUGGGCCUCAUCUCCCACACCCCAAAGCUCUGCCCGACGCGGACUCCAAGCCUGGGGCGCCCUCUCCACCUUCUCUGCCAGGCCACGAGGCUCAGCUGACUGCCGGGAGUGGCUGCCCUGCGCGCGGCUUGCGCAGAGGGAUCCCCAGCGGACGGCGACCCGGCCUCUUCCAGAGCAGCAGCGCCUGGCUGGUGCUCGAGUAGGCGCGCCGGGGCACCAAGGAGCGUUUGAACUUUUCCUGGCCUCCCCUCUCAGAUGUUACCCGAGCGAAAGAGGGGGUCACAUUUCAUCUCAUGCAUGCAUUCAGUGGCUGGGCGAUUUCGUUAGAUACCACCACCAGCUCGUUUGAAAGGGAAGCUUUUGGGAUUUCAGAACAGACGUAUUGGCGCACGUCUUUGAAAGCGCUGCUGUUAAGAUUAUCCCAAAGGGCGCAAUUCGGGUUAAGGGGCCCUGUCGGUGCAAAGUGGAGAGAGAGAGAGAGAGAUGGGCUUUCCCUUCCAUCGGAAACCUGCCAGCGCCAUCUCUCUGGGGGCAGAUUCAAAGCCAGAGUCAAGUGGCUCCAAGUGUAGAGGUGAAGGUGGCCUGUCUCGGCGCGUCCGCUUCCUCGCCUGACCUCUUCUGCUCUGUGAAGGGGUGACCUUUCAGACUGGCAAGUUGCACACCUACCCUUCUGCGCAGGGAGAAUGAUCGAGCCAUAGCCGGGCAGGCUUGCGGCAGGAAUAGUCUCCUGAUCGCUCCCCUGGUGACCAUCUCCCCCACCUGAUGGUCCCGGUCUCCUGUUUCCCCUUUCUCUGGAACUGCUCCUCUCUUUCACCCGCCUGGGCUCACCUUAGCGUCAGCUUCAGGGUGGUAGACGGUCGACCUGGUCUUUUUUCUUAUCCAUGCUUUUUCUUUCCUUAGCUGUGAUCUUGUGGGCUUUUCCCACAGCAACCCUUAGACCUUACCCUGUCUUUUGUGAAAGCCUCUGGGGCUCUGCAAAGUGCCAAAUCUCACCAAAUGAGUUUUUUCCCUCCUCUCCAAAGUGUCACGAUUGAGGUUUCUCCUCCUUCCGGUGUGGUCCCACCAGCCCCUUGCUCUGCAUCUCGUGCCGUCGCCUGGGUUGUGUUCUCGCUGCUUCUGGACCCAACUGUAAAGCACACAGGGAGCUGUUAAAAGGGUUGUCUCUUUCUGUUUACACUGAACCAAUAAAAAAAUGGUUUCUCUUUUAA